UCUGCCUUUGUAUGUAUUCGUUUUCAAUUCUAUAUAAAACAGGUAUUUUUUUGCAAAUGCCUUAGUUGUCAAAGCGUUAACUUUAAAAAAAAAACAGGCAGUCAGAGACGUAAAAAUUUCUUAAAAGCUUAAUUUCAGAAAAAUACAAUGUUUUUAAAGUUCUCUAUAUUGUUGCUUUUUACUAUCGUAGCUGCUAAGUGUAAUGAAAUGCAUCAAUCUGAAGCUGCAGAUUUAGCUGAACCUACACACAUAACAGCUGAAACUGAGCCCAAAAUAUUCGGGCAGGACCAACCUGAGAAAACUGGUGCUGAACUGGAACACGAAAAAAAGAUUAUAGAAGAUUCGUACAACGAUUGUUUAAAUUGGGCGAGCCAGAGUCUAAAAGAAAUUAAUGGCUAUAUUACUUUGAAAAUAUUAUUCCUGUAUAUGGGUGGUCUAGUAGAAGAUCUUGUGGACAUCGAUGUACAUUUCGAGAGUUAUGCAAAAGCAGCGGAAAUGAAAGACGAAAUACGUUUGGAACAAUACGGUGUAUUUUUAAAAUACUAUUGCAAAAAAGAAUACUCAAUCAUGACAUUACAAGAAUGUGCUGAAGUGAAGAAAGAAGAAGCGGCAAAAAAGCCAUUUAAAAAAAUGACAACUUGACUUUUUAAAAAUUUUUUAUAUUUUAAAAUUAUUGAAAUAGUUAAAACUUUUAUUAAAAAUGUUUAAAUUAAAAAAAUGUUAUAAGUCAAUCGUAUGAGAACAUAAU
Adelges cooleyi (spruce gall adelgid) is the source of this 748-nucleotide messenger RNA. RefSeq lists its product as uncharacterized. Bases 148 to 642 code for a protein of 164 amino acids. The record is from RefSeq and is a predicted model, not a curated record. NCBI's taxonomy places the organism in Eukaryota, Metazoa, Arthropoda, Insecta, Hemiptera, Adelgidae. The transcript is spliced from 4 exons.